Cuscuta campestris is the source of this 1263-nucleotide messenger RNA. Lineage: Eukaryota; Viridiplantae; Streptophyta; Magnoliopsida; Solanales; Convolvulaceae. The record is from the annotation of a GenBank genome assembly.
AUGCCAUGCUUCCUCAUCUGCCCACCUCCUCCCACAUUAUUGGCUUCUUCACAUUUGGAUCGGUUUUUUUAAUUAUUUCGAAGAAAAAUUAAAUCAGAUCCAAUGGGUUCGCGUUUCCCGGUCCUACAAACAAUCCUCCUCUUCUCCACCUUAGCCGCGGCGGCGGCGGCUAGGUCGGAGUUAUCGAACGAUCUGGUCCGCAAAUCUUGCCUGAACGCCAGCUACCCGGAGAUCUGCUACCGGACGCUGUCCUCGUACGGCGGCUCCGCCAUGAAGACGCCGCGCGACCUGGCGCAGGCAGCCCUCCAGGUGAGCCUCGGCCGGGCGGCGAAGACGGCGGAGUUCGUGAGGAGCGUGAGGGGGGAGAGCGGGCGGGAGAGGGCGGCGCUGAGGGACUGCGUGCAGGAGAUGGGGGACGCGGUGGAGGAGCUGCGGCGGAGCGUGGCGGAGCUGAAGCACCUCCGGAAGGGGGCGGAGUUCGAGUGGCAGAUGAGCAACGUGGAGACCUGGGUCAGCGCGGCGUUGACCAACGAGGACACGUGCCUCGACGGGUUUAAGGAAGUGUCGGCGGCGGUUAGGUCCGACGUCAGACGGAAGAUCCGAAACAUGGCAAAGGUUACCAGUAAUGCCCUUUACCUUGUCAACCAACUCGGCUCCUCCCCCAACAAACAAUAAGAUUUAUUAUUUUCGUUCAUAAAAUAAAUGGUUAUUACUCCUAAUCCGGCCGCCGCCUCCCAUGCUCUUUACCCGAUCCAUCUGCUUUUCCUGGAUCGUCAAUUGACAACGAGUUUUUCUGUUGCCAAUUGACAAUCCAAAGGUGGCGCGAGAUUGUGGCGGGAGACAAUAGAUUAGGAAUAGGAACAAUCAAUUUUAUGAAUGUGAUAUUGUUGGAUGCCAUAUUAUGACAUUAGUCAUUAGGUUCUAAUGUCAAAAGAGUUUAGCCUAAAGACAAUGACUAUUUGCGUGAUUACGUUGUCUAUAUAUGUCUCCCAAAUGCAAUUUUAUCAAUGAUGUUCAAUACUUCAAUAUAAUGUCAUUGUUUAGUAUAUACUCCCUCCGUCCCCUGUAUUUGUCCACAUUUGACUUUUGGAACUGUUCAUCUAAGCACUUUGACUCAUCAAAUUCUCUCAAUGUGUAAGCCUAAAUAUAGUCAUGUGUGAUCUUGUUUGAUUUGUCUUAACAUAUAGAUUAUUAAUAUAUAAUUUUUAUAAUUUUUUAAUAUACAAAUCACAAGAUAAAAUGGAUUAAAGAAGUGCAUUGGAU